AUGGGCCCAAUAGACGCUGAGUUGAUGCUACGUGAACAGCCGGCAAUCGAGGAGGCUGAAAUCCCUUCUGUAUCGUCUCUCAACAAUCGAGUUUAUGAAGACAGAUCCAUAUCCGCAGAGGAGACGAAAGUCAUAGCGCAAGGCAUUCUUGCAAUCGCCUCUGACAUCAAAGACAAGAACUUCGACAAAGAUAUUGCUAAUAAACUUCUCCGCGGUGACCAUGCCACUUUGAUCGGAGCGCUCGUCGCAGGCGUGAACAACACUGCUGUUGCGGAGCAUAUGACUACGCAUGACACUGCUACGAUAAAGGAGACAUUAGCUAAUAUUGGAGAGCUAGAUGCAGUGAAACUGGAUCAAGAACGUUUCAAGGAGGACAAUCCAGAUGAAGUCACGGACGAUACAGGAACUUUGACGAAAGACGUUGGCGGUUCCACAACUGCCGCUCCUCUCGCUGUCAGACACGAGAUCAAGCUUGCAAAAUACUCAACUGCCCAAGCACUCCUUACCGACAUUGGGCGAUUGAAUAUGGAGGAGUGUUCCUUGACUUGCACAAAAAUCGCGACGAUGGAUCUGUCUCUCUCCGAGAAGUUGUUGGCGAUAUGA
Messenger RNA from Penicillium maclennaniae, 603 nucleotides. RefSeq lists its product as uncharacterized. NCBI's taxonomy places the organism in Eukaryota, Fungi, Ascomycota, Eurotiomycetes, Eurotiales, Aspergillaceae. Bases 1 to 603 code for a protein of 200 amino acids. The record is from RefSeq and is a predicted model, not a curated record. The transcript has 4 exons.